Molecule: messenger RNA, 522 nt
Organism: Cladocopium goreaui
Lineage: Eukaryota; Dinophyceae; Suessiales; Symbiodiniaceae
Source: the annotation of a GenBank genome assembly
AUGGACGCGAGGGCGGAUCAUGCGCAACUGCUACUGAAGGAGGCAGCACUGCUCACCAGCGAGAGGGGACAGAUGUUACCUUACGAGUUGCGGGUCGUGGCCUCGACCUUCGGCCCUCGGGCGGCUACCUUUUUGGCGGAGCCACUAGGAGAGGAGCUGCCAGCAUUGGAGGCUUCUGUGGCGUGUGCGGAGCUGUUGCACGUGCUGUGCCGUUCCAACAUGGCCACACGGCCCGAGUGUCAGCCGGUGCUGUUGGAAGGCUGUGCUAGUUGGCGUUUGGCCUUGCCUCCGGCUGUACUGGUGAGCCUGAUUCCGGCACCAGAGGGGGUGCCAGCUGUGGCAGAAGCCGCCAAAGCGCUUCAGGCACUCGCCGUGUUGCGCCCCUUGGCCACGGCGGAAGUGCAGAGACCCAUGGAGCACGUGCAGGGUCCUCUUCGCUUCGAAAGUGAGGACUCAGAAGCAGACACUGUCGGGAUGCUUUGGGGGCGUCAUUUCCAGGGACAACUGCACUGCGGUUGGUGA